CCUCCUCCGUGAAGCGGAUAACUACAGUCAAUCGUUAUCCUACCGUUCAGCCACAGCUCUGACCGAACUCUGCCGGCAUCACUGAUUUCUUUUUACAUGUUCCGCCACUCUACUUGCGAGUUAUAUUAGUUUUACAUUAACACCGUGCCACUGUUACACCCACAGGACUGUUUUUUAUCCGCCUUUAAACAACCUGGACUACUUUUACGCAUGGAAACAUCGGUAACAUUCCAGGAGUGACACUUGGACUGACCGGAGCUCUGAAAGUACGACGUUAAAUCCUGAACUUAAGAGAGAUAAUCUAAGCUGUCUGCCGUCUUCGUCUGCCGAAGCCAUGUUUUCCAAAGCCACUGCCAAAUUCGUCCGUCAGAUUGACCAAGAGGGAAGCCUAAUCCAUGUGUCCCGAAUAAAUGACUCAGACAAACUGGUUCCCAUGGCACUGGUCGUCAAACGCAACCCCAUCUGGUUCUGGCAGAAUCCCAAGUACCAACCGACAAUUUUCACCCUCAGCGACUUGUUGCAGGGCGACGAGGUGCUCACUCCAGGGGUGUCUGAGCAACAUAUCCUGGACUACAAAGGGACGUAUGGAGACAUAUUUUCUGGGAAGCUGGACUCUGAAGCUGGUUCUCUCAGCGUCACAGUGUCGGGGCAAGGAUCCUCAAUGCUCCAGUCAUGUUUUGGCAAACUGAAGAAAGAGAAACUGGACGUGAAGAAGCUGCUAAAUGACUCCAGUGGCAGGCACGUAGACAUGCAGCACCCGCUGGUACAGCAGCUGAAGAAACAAGCUGAGGUGCUGGCAGUAGUGUAUGAGAGGAUCAUCACCACCGACUCGUGCACAGUCACCCAGACGAAAAAGGAACAGUGCGCCUUCCAAGGGGUGCUCGGGAUAGUGGGCAUGCUGGGGAAAUCUGUUAAGGUGUGUGUGAAGGACAGUAACAACAUUGAGAUUGACAGUGAUGUUUCCUUAGAGAUCCCAUCUAAAACAGUCAUUGCGUACAGCAUCAUGGAGCUGGAGAUUAAAAAGAAUGGGCACUAUGAAAUAUGCUUACAACCAGGCACGAUGGGAUGCAUUGAGUCAGACUCAACCGAAAUGUCAUGGCCAUGCCAAGAUCCCUUGGAUGCAGUGGACGGCAAGUCCAAUGGAGACAUGGAUCCAAAGAAAAGACGUUUGGAUGCACUGCAAAAUGGAUCACAGCAGAUGGACCUUACUCCUCUGGCAGAGCUCUCUGACUCAACUCGAAGUGCUUUAUUCAAGAACCUCCUCAAAACGAUGAAGGCCCGACCUGCGCUGUCAGAGAUGCAGUGUGUGCUUGAGGAUUUGUGUUGUGUUGAAACACCUGAGGAAGCCAAACUUGACCGACUCAAGGGAGAUAGUCCCACUGAGAAUGGCCAGUGUGGUAUCCCCCCUACUCACCAAAAAUCUGUUUACCUGUUGGUCAGUGCCAUGGAAGCGUUGCCUGAUGAAACCCUGGGCCUCUUGAGCGACAGCAGUCCUGAUUUUCUGGAGGCUUUCAACAUGCUGACUUGCAAGUUAAAGGAGAGCAGCGAGGCGCUCUCCAUAGAGUGUCCUCCGUUCCUGCGACAGGACAGCCAGGCCUUCCAACUGGCAGAACAACUGCUCAGCUCCGUCAACGUGACGCUGAGAAAAGACACCGACACGCUGAGGGUGGAGACGGGAAGUAACGGAGGAGAUCACCUGUUGGUCCUCUGUCUCAGCAUACAUGGAUUGUCCUUGCUGAGCAAAGGACUAAACUAGUACUAGUGUCUGCCUGUGUACUUUUCUUUCUUUUCCGUCAAACAAUUUCUUUCUUUUUUGUCAAGUCUAUUGUGACUAAGCUUAAUAUCAUUCUAGACUCUUUCACUAUUUGCUUCAGUAUUUUAUUGAUAUUACUCUAAUUUUAUUGUUAUUCCUUUUUUAUUACUCAAGCACUUACAUAUUUUUGUAUUAAACAACAAAAAUAUAUAUAUUUUGAAAUAUAUCUUGUUCUACUUAUAUGUGUCUCACUUUUAUAACUUAUAAACCAUUUUAGUGAAAACUGUCUUGUUGAACCCGUUGAUCAACUGAAAGGGCAUAGUGGUAAAGCAGACAGUUCAGAUUUCUUUGCCUGAGAAAUGUUUACACGUUUCAUUUUAUGUCAGAUGUCAUGCAUGCCAAUGGUAUACAAAGUGAAGACGGAAUCUGUGUCUGCAUUUAAAGUCUACAUUUUAUUGCUGCUAUUGCAAAUCAAAAUAUUUGCUAUUAGACUUUUAUUUAUCAAGAAAGCUAUAUAUUAUAUAACAUUCCCUUAAAUACUGGCGUUUAAUACCAAAAAGCUACAUUGUGUUAAAAUGCAGUAUUGAUGGUUUGAUAUUUGGUUUAUGUGUCUUUCACAUAUGAAGAUUUAUGAAGCUGCCUUUGCCAUGGCCUUAGGGCCACUUGCUGUUAACUGUCAGUUAACGUUCUUAUUUAUUGUUGUUUAUUAGGAUAUGUUUUACAUGAUUCAAUAUUAAUACUUUUAAAAUAUCUUUAUAUCUAAGUCUCUGUCUGUGUCAUUGUAUCAGUGUAAGUGUAAAGUGUAUUAUUUUGUCUUACAGAAUUUUCAAAUAAAGCUUUUUAUACUGCAUGGACACUGAA
Molecule: messenger RNA, 2614 nt
Organism: Larimichthys crocea (large yellow croaker)
Lineage: Eukaryota; Metazoa; Chordata; Actinopteri; Sciaenidae
Product: gasdermin-E
Exons: 10
Coding region: 335-1756 (473 amino acids)
Biological process (GO): programmed cell death
Cellular component (GO): cytoplasm
Source: RefSeq, a predicted model, not a curated record